Molecule: messenger RNA, 1037 nt
Organism: Bombyx mori (domestic silkworm)
Lineage: Eukaryota; Metazoa; Arthropoda; Insecta; Lepidoptera; Bombycidae
Exons: 2
Coding region: 377-937 (186 amino acids)
Source: RefSeq, a predicted model, not a curated record
GCAUCGUGAGCUACUAUUAGAAAUUAACAUAAAUUCGUUGGUCUCAUUUUUCUAAGUUCGCUGGUCAAUGCCCUCCAAUCAAACAUGAAUUGCGCAACAAUUUGUUAUUGUGACAUGAUCUCGAACUCAAAGGACAAAGCUGUACAUGUCAUAUUAGAAAAAUGUUAUAUUGACUUACAAUAUAAUAGAUAACAAACAUAUAUCAUUUACGAUUGGGAAUAAAAAGGUUUAAUAAAAAUAAUAGCUCAAUAAAUUUUUUGGGUAUGUUUCUUAAUUUCAUAAUGAUAAGACGCAAUGUUCCAAAUACUAUAAAAUAAGUCGUAUUCAUUUCGAUUCUAUCAGUUUGAUCAUUGCAAGCAAACAAAAGUAUCUAAAAAUGAAAUUCCUCGUUGCUUUCGUUGCUAUCGUAGCUGUGGCUGCCGCUAGCCCCAUCAAACCCGCUGAGACUAAUGCUGAGCUGCAAGCCAUUCUGGACGCUAUCCACAGCCCCAGCACAGACCCAGCCACCGCUGCUCUCCUUCUCGAGCAUCUGCACGAAAUCCUCGUCGCUCUCAACCCCAUACAGGAGCCUGUCUUCGGACCCGAAAUCAUCGACUUCCCUCUUCCCGACGGUGGUGCUGUCACUGAGCCAAUCGUGCCCUCCCCUGUUAUCGUUGGACCAGUCGCACCAGGCCAGCCCGCUCCUCUCGUUCAGAUCAUUGUGAACGUGAACCAGCCAGGCGCUGAUGCAGCUAUCAUUCCCCAGCCCGUCAUUGUUGACGAGUCUGAUGAAGUCAAACCCGACCCCGUUAUUAUCGCCGAAGAGGCUGAAGAAGGCCCCAUUGUCCCUGAGCCCGUAAUCGUUGCUCCCAUCAACCCCAUCCCAGUCGCCCCCGUCAUCAUUGGAACCCCCAUCAUACCCUCUCCUGCCGUCACCCUCCCUGAGGAGCUCAACUAAGUAACUGUGAUACAACUUGCUCAAAUGCAAUGUCAAUAAUAAUAGGCAUUGCAUUACCUCAAUUGUACGAAUAAAAUUGACACAAAAAUAUAUUGAUACA